AUGCUCUCCCUCCCGCAGCUGAUCGCCCUGUGCGUCGCGGCCAUGUUCGCCUACGACCCCGUGGCGCGCCUGCUCGGGUUCGGCGGACAAGGGCAGCCCGUGUCGUCGCCGCUGCAGGGUACAGCGAGGGGUGGUGGCCGUCACCAUCACCACCGUCCCAACCUCACCGAGGCGCUCCACGCUCUCGAGGAUGUCGUCAACGGCACCAGGGUCAGCGCCGGCGUCGACGGGCUGCGGUGCGAGCCGGACGCGCUCGCCGUGCACGUCUUUUCCAGACAGCCGUUGGUGCUGUACGUCGAGAACUUUUUGGCGAGGGAUGAGAGGAGGCACUUGGUUGAGAUCAGCGAGCCGAUUUACACCCCCUCCACAGUGACAGACGACGCCGGACCUCGCCGGGACAAGUCGAUCCGCGACUCGGAGGUGGCACUGAUCCCCCGCACCGACACGGUGAGGUGCAUCGAGGCCCGGGCCAGGAGUCUCCAGGGCUGGCGCGACGAGACAUGGAUCGAGCGGCUGCGGGUGCAGCGCUACCACGUCGGCGGCCACUACGGGCAUCAUUUUGACUGGAUGGAACCACGCAUGGGCUACGCGCGCGUCAGCAGCAUCAUGGCCUGGGUCGACGACGGCAACGGCUCGCUCGUCGGCGGCGGCACAGAGUUCCCGCUCCUGCAGAGGCCAAGCUCCGAUGACAGGUGGUGCAGGUUCAUCGUCGGCUGCGGCGCUGAUGCCGAAGAGGACAAGAAGCAUCCGCGAGGAGCAGGUGUCAUCUUCAAGCCCAUCGUCGGCAACGCCGUCUUUUGGGAAAACUUCAACCCGCCACCAGGGCUCGGCGGCGGUGCCGUCGUCAGGGGCUACGAGGAAUCAUGGCACGCUGGGUUGCCGGUCGAGCGCGGCGUUAAGGUCGGUCUCAAUAUUUGGAGCUACGGUAGGGUGGACUGA
Pyricularia pennisetigena is the source of this 939-nucleotide messenger RNA. RefSeq lists its product as uncharacterized. Gene Ontology annotation, molecular function: iron ion binding; L-ascorbic acid binding; procollagen-proline 4-dioxygenase activity. Bases 1 to 939 code for a protein of 312 amino acids. The record is from RefSeq and is a predicted model, not a curated record. Lineage: Eukaryota; Fungi; Ascomycota; Sordariomycetes; Magnaporthales; Pyriculariaceae. Gene Ontology annotation, biological process: peptidyl-proline hydroxylation to 4-hydroxy-L-proline. The transcript has 3 exons. Gene Ontology annotation, cellular component: endoplasmic reticulum.